Molecule: messenger RNA, 800 nt
Organism: Mercenaria mercenaria
Lineage: Eukaryota; Metazoa; Mollusca; Bivalvia; Venerida; Veneridae
Product: MAM domain-containing glycosylphosphatidylinositol anchor protein 2-like
Exons: 9
Coding region: 1-723 (240 amino acids)
Cellular component (GO): membrane
Source: RefSeq, a predicted model, not a curated record
AUGGUAAAAGAUUGUGUAUCUGCGCGCCCUACAACAACUCUUGCACCAACGACCCCUACAACAGCACGACCUUCACCUUCGACUGCUACAACAACCAUAACAACAACGACAGCACGACCUUCAACCUCGACUGCUACAACAACAACAACACUAGCAACAACAACAGUUCGGUAUCCUAGUCAGUGUUCUUUUGACCAGAAUAAUUUGUGUUUAUGGAUACAAUCGUCUGAUGAUGAUUUCGACUGGACACUUCAAGGCGGACGGACACAGACAGAUGGCACGGGACCAUUAGCGGACCACUCAAUUGGAAAUGUCCAAGGGAAGUACUUGUAUAUAGAAUCAUCUUCACCUAAAGACCAAGGUGAAUUUGCUAGAUUAGAGUCUCCUACCCUGUCUUCUAGAAGAAAGACUUGCAUGUCGCUAUGGUACUACAUGUAUGGAGAUAGUAUUGGCAACUUAACAAUUCUGAUUAAAAAGGGUCAGAACACAAAAUCCGAGAAUGUUCUCUUCAACAUCUCAGGGGAUCAAGGUCAACGUUGGUGUCAUGCUGUUGUAGAAAUACCUGCUUCACCUAUGGUUUAUGAUUACAAACUUGUCAUACAAGGCGAGGUCGGGCCAGGUUAUCUUGGUGAUAUUGCAAUCGAUGAUAUUCUUAUUAGUGAAACCAACUGUACAGUUACUAAAUGCAACACACCAGGCGUUUCUGCAACAAUUGUAGGAUAAGCUCUAAGAGUGCAGCUCGCUCUGAUUUGCAUUGGUUUUUUGUCUUGAUAUCUGAAUAAAUAUAUUAUGAAGACUAA